This is a messenger RNA of Colletes gigas, 1457 nucleotides long. It is a transcript of the gene cN-IIIB, whose product is annotated as 7-methylguanosine phosphate-specific 5'-nucleotidase. NCBI's taxonomy places the organism in Eukaryota, Metazoa, Arthropoda, Insecta, Hymenoptera, Colletidae. Gene Ontology annotation, cellular component: cytoplasm. The record is from RefSeq and is a predicted model, not a curated record. Gene Ontology annotation, molecular function: 5'-nucleotidase activity; magnesium ion binding. The transcript is spliced from 6 exons. Bases 21 to 950 code for a protein of 309 amino acids.
AUACACGCAAACUGCCAUUUAUGGUGGCGUUACUAUGGCAGAAGUCUUCUUUCGUCUUGCAAAGUAAAAUCAUGACUCACGAAUUAAGCUUCGAGGACUUUCCAAUUUUGAAAUCAAAACAUGUCUAUAUUAAGGACAAAAAACGUCUUCUGAGGAUAUUGAACACAAUUUUGAGGGACGGAUGUAAGUCUUUGCAGAUCGUUACCGACUUUGAUUUGACAUUAACAAAGCAACAUGUUAAUGGUAAAAAGGUUCUCAGCAGUUUUGGGAUGUUCGGCAAGUGUAAGCAACUUUCGCUGACUUAUACGGAAGAGUCGCAUCGUCUCUAUGACAUGUACAGGCCAAUUGAAAUUGAUCCUCAUUUACCGCUUGAAACAAAAGCAGAAGCAAUGACAAAUUGGAUAAUUGCUGCAGAAGAAAUAUUAAAAGGAAUACCUUUUAAUCCUGAUGAAAUAUUAGAAGUAGCCAAAACUUAUGGAAUGAAUUUAAGGGAUCAUACUGAAGAACUUUUUAAAAAAUUAUAUUCUGCUGGGAUACCAAUAUUAGUUUUUAGUGCUGGCUUGGGAGAUAUUGUUGAAGCUAUUUUAAGGGAACGUGGAGUUCUAUUUGAUAAUGUAAAGGUGAUCUCAAAUUUCCUCGAGUAUAAGGAUGGAAAAUUAGCAGGCUUUAAAAAUGAAAAAUUAAUUCACGUUUUCAACAAAAAUGAAUAUGCCAUAGAGCAGGAGCAUCUUAAUGUUCUUGAAGGAAGAAAAAAUGUUCUUUUAAUGGGUGAUACUAUAGGGGAUGCAUCAAUGGUAGAUGGCAUGGGAGAGAUAAACGCAGUACUAAAAAUUGGUUUUCUUUAUGACAAUGCUGAAACUAGUUUGCGUUCGUAUAUGGAAGAAUAUGACAUUGUCUUAGUCGAUGAUCAAACAAUGCAAAUUCCAAUCGAUAUUCUUCGAAUAUUAUAACAAAUAAUAAAAUAUAUUUUCUAUUUUUCUAUUUCAUUUGUAAACUAUUUCUUUUCAACUUACUUCAAGUUUUAAGGUUAUAUUAUCAAUGACACGGAAUGAAACCAAUAAUACUUUACCUAACACAUUUGGGUAAUUAAACAAAAUAUUUGUUGCUUCUGGCAAUUGAUUUUUCUUGCUUAAAACACGCACUUUUAUAACUAUACUAGAUAUACUUAAUAAAUAUAUUCUUCGGUAAAAAUUGCUACGAGUUAGGGGUAACGACCAUUUUCUUCGCCGUGAGCCACAAGAGUCCCACCAAUCAGCCAAUCAAUUCCCCCACCCUAUCAGGUUUCGCACUACAAUAAAAGUUCGUUAGAAAUGCACGGAUUGGGACCGGAGCGUGAAUUGUAACGUAGAGAAGGCACGAUUCUGUACGAUCGUUUCUUUCUUGUUUCUCUCCUUCGAAAUGCAUUUCAUUCUUAACGAACUUACACUGUAGUUGAGUGCCCAGCAAGCUUUCGUCUU